Meira miltonrushii is the source of this 3189-nucleotide messenger RNA. Its product is annotated as RhoGAP-domain-containing protein. The transcript has a single exon. Lineage: Eukaryota; Fungi; Basidiomycota; Exobasidiomycetes; Exobasidiales; Brachybasidiaceae. The coding region runs from base 249 to 3086 and encodes 945 amino acids. Gene Ontology annotation, biological process: regulation of GTPase activity; signal transduction. The record is from RefSeq and is a predicted model, not a curated record. Gene Ontology annotation, cellular component: cytoplasm.
AUAGGGUCUCGGCACUUAAUAUGAAUUAGGCCAGCACAGCCAACACUGAUAAAGUGCCCCUCCACCGAUGCAUAUGCAACAUAAGUCUUACACGAGGUCUUUCUUUGUGCAACAUACACUGCCUCUUCAUCCCAUCCAUCAUCAAUACCUUUCCUAAAUGACAUCUCAUGUAUCAGUAUCAACUUACUGAUUCACAAAGAGUGCCACUUACCAUCAUUGUUCUUCAUCAAACCGAGGCUUAAACAAUCAUGGAUAUCGUCAAUUCAAUCGGUGGCUCCUUGGUGGGUCAUCGUCAAAAUUCUGCCGCUGCUUCAACCAGUCUGUUUCAGGACUCCAACACUACCUCUCAAUCAGAUUCAGGACCCAGUCGAAUGACAUCAUACUAUGUCAAAACCGCAGGAGACGUAAGCAGUAAUGUAUUGGAAAUUUUCAAAUCAACCUUAUUCGAAGCUGAAUCGUAUUUGGCCAUGUAUGAGCACCGAGUCAAAUUGGAAGAAGAAUAUAUUCGAGGUUUGAAGAAUAUGACGGAAAAGUCAAAAGAUUCUAUCGUCAAAUUGGACGCAAGGAUUGCCUCUUGUUUAUCACUCGAUCCCGGCGGUGCAGAUAUGCCAAAAGCAAGGCUAGCAUGGAAAGAGAUUCGAGAGAAUCAAUUGAGAGAGAUUGAUGCACGAUCACAUUACGUUGAAACGAUCAAACAAGGUGUCAUUGCUCCUCUUUCAGUGUAUAGCUACGCACAAGAACGCAUUCGAAAACGUGUCAAAGAUGACUUAAAGAUCAGUAUGUCUGCAUACGAUGAAAUGCGUCAAACUACCUUACCGCGAGCCAAGAAAACGUACGACAAAAGAUGCGAAGAAGUUGAACAAAUACGAUUACAGCAAGAGGCAGUGGAAGAUCAAAGAUUGUUACUCAGUCAAGCUGCUAUGCAACGUGAAGGCAGUCAAACUUCUCAUGCCGAAACGAGCGAAAGAACACUUUCGCCAGCAAUGUCUUCUGGACCAUCAGAUCCAGAUGAAGAAUUGUCCAGAAUCGAUCUCGAUCAAGGUUCUACGCAUCGCCGUUCUAGCUCUUUGAAAGGCUUUGUAGGUCGUUCAAAGAAUUCACAAAAGCUAUCGUCUGAAGGUGAUGAUCCCCAAAACAGUCAAUCGUCUGCUUCUGCCGGGGUAUCACCACGAAUGGGCGGUGAAGCCAAUCUAUCCACAAGUCCAAUGGCCAGUGAAAAGAAAGGCCAUUUCUUUGAAGCACUUCGAUCCCGUGAGACAUGGGAUACUGCACGUAAAGAAGGUCCAAAGAAGCUGAACGCAUUGCUAAAUCGAAUGAGAGAAGGCGCAAGUGGGAAUGAUAAAAGUGAGGGUGGCAGUAUGGCUUUCAGUCCAGAGAGCAAUACAGGAGGCCUACCAAGUUUGGGCGUAUCGCUUGGUAAUGGCCCCGGAAGCAUAAAGUCUAGUCAACAUUUAGCUUUAAAACAUGUAAAGGCGAAACGUGAAGCGGACGAAGCAGAUAAAGCAUAUCGAAAAGCAGUCUUUGAUCUGGAAACACUACGAAUGCGAAGACAAAAGACCUUUAUGGCGGCAAAGUCAAGUGUAAUUGAAGCACGUCAAGAGCUUUAUCUCACUUGUCAAGCUGUUUGGAUGCAAGCUGAGAAGUCCAUACAAUCCUUGGCAAACAACCAGUUGAGCUUUAGCAUGCAUGCCGAAAAUCUUCUGCAGGGCUCCUUGGACAGACUUGGAGACGAACUGGGUAAACUGGAAGAAAGAAUUGUGUUACCUGAAGGCGAAAAGGUUCCUUACAUCCACUAUCAAUACGGGGAAUGCAGGGAUCUUCUGUUCGGAGUUUCAUUGACGGAUUAUGCUUUCAAUCGUGCUCAACAGGCGCCUCCUCAUCUUGGACCACCAAAAGCAGAAGCACCGCUCAUUGUUCAGAAAUGCAUCGAGUAUAUCGAAGAAAAAGCGCUUGAUCAGCCAGGUAUCUAUCGUACAAGUGCAAAGCAUUCCGCAAUCCAAAAUCUUGCCCAUGCUCUUGAACGUGAUGAAUCCAGAUUUGCUUUUGAUGCAGCACAUGAGGAGGCCACGGUUGUUGCUGGUGUGUUGAAGCAAUACCUCCGUCAAUUGCCAGAGCCUGUCUUACCCAUGCCUUGGGAAGAUCGAGUAAAGUAUACUCAUGAGAGGCAAGAACAAAUUCAAACAGGAUUUGCUUCCUUAAAAGGACGCAUUCGUCGUUUACCGCCAAUCAAUCAAGCAACAUUACGAGCGAUUAUUGAACAUUUGGCAAAGGUCGCAUCUCAUUCUGAUCAAAACAAGAUGAAUGCUUCAAAUUUAUCAAUAAUCUUUGGACCUUUGCUAUUAUCGCAAGCUGAGCAUGAUGCAACAAGUAUCGCUGCAGCGAUGGAAGAAGAUAGGGUGACGGAAGAUUUGAUUUUGUAUGCUGAUACUAUCUUCGAUCUUUCUCAUGCUGGAGCCCCAAUCAUGCCAACAUUGCCUCCUCAAACCGGGGGCAAAGUGUUUGAUUUCGACCCGGUAGCUGAUCAGGAAAGCUUCAUCACGUCACAUUCAAGAAGUGUGAGCAUGCUAACAAGCAAGGACUCUGACUUCAAUCCUCUCGAUAAGGCAGAGGAAACAGCACCUGAGCAUGUAAGCAUCAUCACAACCACUGAACAAUCAACAGAUACAGUCGUUCCGAAGUUGGAUGUUGCGUCCCCACCAGAUCCUGUAUCUCCGAUACAACAGGGCAGUCUUGUCAAUGACCAGAUAUCAUUCCCGACUCAAGUUCCUCGUACAGCAGCAGGAGCAUACUUGCCUCCGCAAGAACCACAUUUGUCCGCGAGCACGAGUGGUAAUGAUUGGAAUGAUACAAAAGCACCACAAGAGUCGAAUGAAGGAAAUAAAAAAACAAUGAGCCAACUUAUCAACGAGACUUACAAGUUCAAACCUGUUAUUAAAACACAACCGCAUUCACGUGAAAAUAGUGCAGGUAACCCCAACUUGUUGUCAACUCCAAUCGAUAAUGCUUUGUCAACACCAAUGACUGCAGUCAGUAGUGCGAAUGCAUCACUUGAACAUGACAGAGAGCACAACGAGAAUUUAAAUUAGCUUAGCUUUACGGACGAUAUCAUCUUUCAUGCCUACUUUCCUCAUCAUGUGUAUAAUACAAAUUGUCGUAUAAAAGAUGGAUCAGAAUUCAAACAUGCUUUUU